Molecule: messenger RNA, 426 nt
Organism: Hirsutella rhossiliensis
Lineage: Eukaryota; Fungi; Ascomycota; Sordariomycetes; Hypocreales; Ophiocordycipitaceae
Exons: 1
Coding region: 1-426 (141 amino acids)
Source: RefSeq, a predicted model, not a curated record
AUGCUCUCUUCUUCGCGAGAGCAGCACUUUGACCGCGUGGUCCUGGCCGUGUCCCCCGACGUCGCGGCCAGGGUCUUUUGGCCACUGGCGUCGACGCUACACGAGAUGCCGACGAAGCGUGUCGAGAGCUAUAUCCUUAGCUCCGAGCCGGGGGCCCUGUCCAUCGCGAGCGGACAAGACUCAGUGGCAGGGUGCUCGCAUCAUUGCGGCGAAGCCUGGCCGGCCCAAGUCAUUACGGUCCGCACGCAGUUCGACGGGGACGCUUCGAGAACGCAGGCUCUCCACGCCAUGCCUGGAGGAGCGCUGGUCAGCACAUGCUUGCCCGGCGACGGACUCGAAGGCGGUGUUACGGACUGCAAGCUUCACCAGAACCUUGCGCACCACCGCAAGCAGAGCCGCAGUGCAGAGCAUCAUGGGCUUGGAUAA